AUGCGCCGCUUGCAUGACAGCGGCAUGGGCGUCAAGAGGAUCGCCGCGGCCUUGAGCCGCUCCACGGACACCGUCUCGAAGCAUUUGUUCAAAAAGAACACGACCAAGAAGUCCAAGGGCCGCCCGAAGCAUUCCAUCCGCACCCCCAAAGGGUUUCUCGCUGCCCAGCGCGCUUACAAGAAGCUUCUGAAGUCCUCGGGCGGCACAAAGGAAGUGACGGCAGCCAUGCUGAAGUCCGAGAUGAAGUUGACAUGCGACAUCAAGACAGUGCGCCGCGCGUUUGCUGAGAAUGGCUACCAGUUCCGCCCGCUGUACGAGAAGCCUGACCUUUCUGAUGGGGACAAGAAGGAGCGCCUGCAGUGGGCCCGCGAGCACAAGCACCGGAGCCCCAGCCAGUGGUCACAGUACGUCCACGCGUGCAUGGACAACAAGGUGUUCCAGGUGCUGCCCAAUGCGAAGUACAGGAAGGUGGCGGCAAAGCGCAAGGUUCGCGGGGUGUACAGGAAGCGCAAGCGGGACUUCUCCGUGGGCCACGUCAAGCCGAGCAACCCUAAGGUUCUGAAGCAGAGUUCGGGCAAGGGCUCCGUGACCAUCGCGUGCGCCAUCGGCGCGGGCAAGGUGUUGAUGUGGCACCAGGUGGUCGGCAGGUGGAACGCCGCAGCCGCGGGGCGAAUGUACUCGGGGGCGCUCCAGCCCGCUUUGAAGAGGGCCUACCCUUCCGUGCGCGGCAAGUUCCGCGUCAUGGAAGACAACGACCCCACGGGCUACAAAUCUCGCUCGGGCAUGGCGGCGAAGAAGUCCGCUGGCAUCCAGACGUUGGACUUGCCGAAGCGGUCCCCUGAUCUGAUGCCGCUUGAUUUCGCCUUCUGGGCCAAUCUGAACAAGCGCAUGAGGGGGCAGGAGAAGGACUGGCCCGCGAGCAAGACGGAGACGCGGGCGCAGUACCUGGCCCGGCUGCGCCGCACGGCGUUGGCGACGCCUUCUGAGUACAUCCACAGCAUCAUGGGCAGCCUGCACAAGCGCUGCGGCUUGUUGGUCGAGGCGAAGGGCGGCCACUUCGCCGAGGGCGGUGGGAACUGA
Prorocentrum cordatum is the source of this 1080-nucleotide messenger RNA. Lineage: Eukaryota; Dinophyceae; Prorocentrales; Prorocentraceae. The record is from the annotation of a GenBank genome assembly.